AUGAGUCGCGCGGUGCUAAUCAGCGCGCGAGGCGGCAGCAGCGGCGGCGCGUUCGGCGCGAACCGCAUUGUGGUGCUGUUCACCGUGUCGCUACUGCUCGUGGCGUCCGCAGCCGCCUCGUUCUUCGCCUUCUGCCCGGCCUCGUCGCGAUCCAUCGACGAAACCAAGCAUCACCAGUGGCAGCUGCAGCAGGAAGUGGUAACGCAGCACCAGCGGCAGUUGCAACAGGAGCAGCAGGAGGGGGUGGUUGGGAACUUCAACGCAAGUCAACCGAGUCAACAGGGGCAACAGCAGGUCAACGGCGCCAGUGGAGGGGCAAGAAGAGAGGCAAGAGAUGGGUCAGGGGGGGGAGGAGCAGGAGGAGCAGCAGCAGGGCCUGGGGAGCAGGAGGAAAUAGAUGAGAAUCAGCCGCCGGAAACUUCGGGGAAAUGCCCCCCAUCUGAAACCAUUGUCAAGCACAGUCUCUGGCACGCCAGCGGGCGCUACUUCCACUCCAUGGGCGUCUUCCCUUUCUGCUCCAUGGACGCAUGCUUCAACUACUCGCACUGCCCUGCAGACCCCUCAAAGGAGCCCCUUGUCUACUCUUACUGGCCCGGCCAGCACUAUUUUAAGAAGUUCAAUGAGACCCGCUGGCACACGGACGAUCCUGCCAAGGCGUGUUUCUUCUUUGUGCAUAUGGCGAGAGGGCAGCCGAACGAGUUCACGGAUUUGGAGCACUGGGGGAAGAACGGCGCUAACCACGUGCUCAUAAGUUUCUCAGACUCUUGGAGCGGUCCAUCCCCUUUUGGAGUCUCCUCGGCAAUGGUUAUGGUCACCAACGCACAGGCCACGAUCAUGAGAACAGAUUUCGAUACUUCCAUCCCGCUGCCCCAAAUGUGGAAAAACCCGCCCAUUGAGCUCCGGAACCUGCCCGCCGGAUCUGCCCGGAAAUAUUUCCUGACGUUCCGAGGCACGCGUUACCUGGGGAAUUUGAAGGGUAAUUUCCGGAGUGCCCCGGAGUUUAAGGCGUUGCACAACGGCAAGGAUGUGGUUGUGCUGACAAGAUGCGGGGGAUCUACCAACGCGCGCAUUCUCGCAGAGGAACCUUCCUUGAAACCCGAGUGCGACGAGGAUGCCAAGCUUUACACUCAGUACGACUUUGCUGACGUCAUGAACACCACCUUCACUCUUGCUCCGGCCGGCCGACAAGGUUCCACCUAUAGGUUCCUGGAGGUGCGUGCACAGUGCUUUUCAAGUCAAGUGAUGCAAUGGGAUGUGUGCGGGCUGACGUGUGCUGACGUCAUGAACACCACCUUCACUCUUGCUCCGGCUGGCCGACAAGGGUCCACCUACAGAUUCCUGGAGGCGCUAACAGUGGGAGCCAUCCCAGUGGUGGUGGCGGACAACUGGCGUGUGUAUUGUCUGCUGAUCGUGUGUAUUGUCUGCUGA
Messenger RNA from Closterium sp. NIES-65, 1428 nucleotides. The record is from the annotation of a GenBank genome assembly. NCBI's taxonomy places the organism in Eukaryota, Viridiplantae, Streptophyta, Zygnematophyceae, Desmidiales, Closteriaceae.